CUGCCGAGAGUCUUCAUCCGAAAAUGAGCCACCUUCUGUUGCAGACUUUGAGCCGAUGAAUUCCCCUUCUCCUGCGCUGUCCUUGAACACUGGCAAUGACCGGGUGGACCAGCGCACGUGCCUGAUCUGCGGCGACCGAGCGACGGGCUUGCACUACGGCAUCAUCUCGUGCGAGGGCUGCAAGGGCUUCUUCAAGCGCAGCAUCUGCAACAAGCGGGUCUACCGAUGCAGCCGCGACAAGAACUGCGUCAUGUCCCGCAAGCAGCGCAACCGGUGCCAGUACUGCCGGCUCCUCAAGUGCCUCCAGAUGGGGAUGAACCGGAAAGCAAUCCGCGAAGAUGGCAUGCCCGGAGGGAGGAACAAGAGCAUCGGACCGGUUCAGAUCUCCGAGGAAGAGAUCGAACGGAUCAUGUCCGGGCAGGAGUUUGAAGGGGAGGCCAACCUCUCCUGGAGCAACAACGGCGACAGCGACAACAGCUCCCCGGGCAACGGGGUGUCCGAGAGCAACCAGCCCUCCCCAGUCUCGACCCCGUCCUCAAGUAGGUCUGUGGAGUUGAAUGGCUUUGCGGCGCUCAGGGAUCCAUACAUGGGAACGCCGGUCUCCGGGCCCUUCCCGUACCUCCCGCACCUUCUGAGCUGCCCGGCUCACUCCGCCCUGCUGCCUCCCCAGCCGCCGCGGAGCCUCGACCCCCAGUCCCACGGCCUCCUCAUCAGCCAGCUGGUGUCUGCGGAGGACCUGGAGCCCCUCGGCACCCCCAUGCUGAUCGAAGACGGGUACAAAGUCACUCAGGCCGAGCUCUUUGCCCUGCUGUGCCGGCUGGCGGACGAACUGCUCUUCCGGCAGAUCGCCUGGAUCAAGAAGCUGCCCUUCUUCUGCGAACUCUCCAUCAAAGACUACACCUGCCUGCUGAGCUCCACCUGGCAGGAGCUGAUCCUCCUCUCCUCCCUCACGGUGUACAGCAAGCAGAUCUUCGGGGACCUGGCCGACGUCACCUCCAAAUACUCCCCCUCGGACGAUGAGCUUCACAGGUUUAGCGAAGAAGGCAUGGAGGUGAUGGAACGUUUGAUCUACCUCUACCGCAAGUUCAGCCAGCUGAAAGUCAGCAACGAGGAGUACACCUGCAUGAAAGCCAUUAACUUCCUCAAUCAAGACAUCCGCGGGCUGACAAAUGCUUCACAGCUGGAGCAGCUGAACAAGCGCUACUGGUACGUUUGCCAAGAUUUCAUGGAAUUCAAGUACCCGCACCAGCCAAACCGUUUCCCAGACCUGAUGAUGUGCCUGCCAGAGAUUCGAUACAUUGCAGGAAAAAUGGUGAACGUCCCCCUGGAGCAGCUGCCCCUCCUGUUUAAGGCCGUGCUGCAUUCCUGCAAGGGAGGCGGUGGGAGCAAGGAGUGACCGCCCGGCCCUUUCCUCCAGCACCUCCAGCGAGGGGGAGAGGAAGAGGAGGAGGAGGAGAUGAUGAUGGUGAUGGAGGAACCCCGUAUUCCUGGCCGAGUGACGGGAACGGCCACAAGCAAGGCAGUGGGUCGCCUUGCCGCUGUAGCAGGAAUCCUUCUUUCUGUCCUUGUCCGUGUGUGUGUUUUUUAAGAGAGAAAAAAAACUC
Molecule: messenger RNA, 1604 nt
Organism: Pogona vitticeps (central bearded dragon)
Lineage: Eukaryota; Metazoa; Chordata; Lepidosauria; Squamata; Agamidae
Source: RefSeq, a predicted model, not a curated record